UGGCCAUCGAGAGGAAUAUGUAACAAACCUUAAUUUGAAUUUAUUGUGAAGACUUCAAGGCUUUAAAAAAUAGAAAAGUCAAUGUCUUGGUGGACAUUCUACACAUGCUAACGGAUAGACCACUUGGCAUCUAUCUUUGUAUUCCUCAUAAUUCAAGUUGCCCGAACGUCGCAAAACGUGUUUUUAUUUUUUGGGUUAGAAACAGAAAUUGCGGUUUAUUUUGUAAAAACAACACUGUCUUUCAUUUCCGAGUAUGAUUUUUUCCCGUGCAAAUUAUGACUUGGCGGUCCCGACCAAUCGUCAAGUCCCGGGCCCCCAACAGUGGAGAAAAAGAGUGGUCCCCCGGGACGGUGCCCUUUUUGAAACCAGUCGGCAUCAUGGCGCUCUGUGCCCGUGUACCUCUCCUGCUUCUCUUUCUCCUCUCCGGCCACUUCCCCUGCACUCUAGGUUUUAAUCUGGACACGGACGAACCUGUGGUCAAGAAAGGGCCGGAGGGCAGUCACUUCGGUUACUCCGUCGCGCAACACCAAAUCAUGCACCACGGCAUAUCGGUGGUCAGGGAAAAUGUUUUGAUUGUCGGGGCGCCGAAGUCGGAGAACCCGUACCAGCAGUGGGUGGCCCUGCCUGGUGCCGUGUACAAGUGUAGGAUGACCACUAACGACAGGGACUGUAGGAUCGUACAGGUGGACACGGCUGACAUCGCUGAAGACAGAAACAGAACGGGACAGUUCCUGGGCGCUACAGUGAGAAGUAUGGGUCCAGGAGGAAAAGUCAUGGCAUGCGCACCGAAAUAUCGUGACGUGUACACAAGAGGCGAGGUGAAAGUCUGGGAACGAGGUCGGUGUUAUCAGCUGAACCAGGAGCUCGUUCCCGACAUCCACCAUACGAGUCAGGGAAUCUGGAACCUGUGUGACGACCUCCCGGCCGGACAUGCCAUGUACGGGUACUGUCAUCUGGGGACGGCGCUGGAGUUCUCCCACGACGGACAAGACGUCAUGAUUGCAGCACCUGGGGCUUUCCAUUGGACAGGGAUGAUGUUUGUGACGAGUAUGAGUGACCUGUCCCUGGAUCUAACGGUUUACCAGUCUGGACGGGCGAACUUCGACGACUUUGGAUUGGACACCAGCAGUUUAUUAGGAUCAUCGUUGUCGUCGGGAUUUUUCCGCGCCGGAGAGUUGGAGUACGUUGCAGGAGCGCCCCGUGCGGGAGACAUCGGUGCUGUAGUGUUCUUUGCCAAGACGUACUUUGAACUUGAAGUGAGGCUGGUCAUGCACGGAUACCAGGUGGCCUCGGCCUUCGGAUUCGCCAUCUGUGGGCUGGAUCUAAAUGGAGAUGGGUUAACAGACCUAGCUGUCAGCGCACCACAGUACACGGAUAGUAACACAGGGGGCGCUGUUUACGUGUACAUAAACGGUGCCAAGGGUAUCAAUGGAAGUGAUCCAAUCGUUCUCACGGGGCCCAGGAGUUCUAUGUUUGGAUAUUCCUUGAUCGACGCUGGUGACGUGAAUAUGGACGGAUUCAACGAUUUGGUGGUUGGAGCUCCAUAUGAAGAUAACGGUGCUGUGUACCUGUACCUUGGAAAUCAGCAUCACGGUCUCUCUACAACACCGUCACAGAAAAUUAUGGCCUCUGACCUGCUCGUCCCUGGACUGAAGUCGUUCGGAUUCUCGCUGUCUGGUGGCCUCGAUCUGGACGAGAAUGGGUUCCCGGAUGUGGCCGUUGGUGCGUUUGAAUCUGAUCACGUGAUCCUGUUAAGGUCCCGUACGGCACUUACUAUAGAGGCCAAGAUAUCCGGACCCACCUAUCCGGUCGACCCCAAGAGACGAACAUGUGAUCUCAACGGCAAAUCGUACACCUGUUUUCAGAUCAAAUUUGGCUUCCGUUACUCUACCAGUUCCCCGUUUGACAACGAUAUUGAUUUGACCUACCGAUUGGACGGAGACUCCAUCUACCACGACUGGGGGUUAGGUCCGCGGCUAUUCUUCCCCGGAGAGGGAAAAUCCGUGUUUGAAGGCUCCGUACGUGUACCCAGGCAGGGUGCCAAGACAUGGGCCGAGAGGACCAUCACUGCUUACCUGAAGCCAGACACGAUGGCCAUCCUACACCCACUGAGGGUGAACCUAACCUGGGCGCUGUGGAAACCUUCCUCCAACAACAAGCUGUUUUCCGUGCCGGGAUACAGACUGUCGAGCCUGGACGGGCGCCCGAUCCUCAACCUGCUGCAACGGCAGUACAAGAAGGUGGAGAUUGAUUUUGUGAAGGAAUGUGGAGCAGACUCGGUAUGCAUUAGUAAUCUGAAACUGCAGGCUCAGCUUCUUCUGUUUGGAAACCCUCCCACGUUUAGUCUCGGUAGUUCUCGCGAGAUUCGGGCCGAGAUCCAGGUGGACAAUGAAGACGGAGAGCCUGCGUACAACACGGAGCUGCGCGUGCACCUGCCGGAGAGGCUGUUCUAUGCAGGGAUGAUAGAACACAGCUCAGGGCAGACGAGAGUAUCGUGUCGCACGGUGGAGGACAACUCAUCUGUGGUGAUUUGUGAGAUCGGGAAUCCUGUCUCCAAGUCGUCUAUCCAGUUGUUCACCCUGAGACUCCUGACCACGAUGCUCCGACCAUGGGACACGAGUCUGAAGAUACCUCUCACAUUGACCACAAUGAGCAGUGACAGUAACACUUCUGACAACUCCGUCAUCCUGAAGGCAAAAGUGGUAGUUGAUGUUGACCUCUCCAUCACGGGAAUCUCCCAUCCCCGGCAGGUUCUGUACGGAGGAGAGCAGCGCGGCCUGAGCGCCAUGGAGUACCAGGCACAGAUCGGCACUGCGGUCAACCAUACGUACGUGAUCCGUAACCACGGGAGAGGUACGGCACCAGGAGCGGUAGUAAGGAUCACGUGGCCGUACGAGAUACAGAACACUCAGCUUCACCCCAACGGGAAACUACUUUUGUACAUGACAGAUGUUAAGCUGGUUGGGCGUGGUCGGUGUUUCCCACCUGAAGAACAUCGGAACUCCCUUAACCUGAAGCCUGGUGACAGACCCAGACUUCUGACCGCCCCACGACAAGGAACGAUAGACCGUCAGAGAUGGCGCGUGCACGUCUCCAGAACACUCAGGAAGAAAGCUGACGGCAGGGAACCCCGGAGCCUAGAAGACGACUUCGAGGAAGACGACUUCGAGGAAGAUGACUUCGAGGAAGAGGACUACUUUGAGGAAGAGUCCGGUGAAGCAAAUCCAGAUCCGUAUGAAGAAAAACAGAGAGAAGGGGUAGUCACUUUGGACUGCAUGUCGGGCACAGCGCGUUGUUUCGAGUUCAACUGCACCUUAGACACACUGCUGGUCAACCGGUCAGUGGUCAUCACAGUGGAGGCAAGAUUGUGGAACACUACGUUUACUCAGGAAUAUCCAUCGGCAAGUCAUGUGGACAUCCUGUCCCACGCUGAAGUUGAGCUUGUGAAGAACUUUGAGAACAUGCAACAGUCAAGAAGCUUCAAUGACAAGGCUUCGGUAUUAACGAAAGCCUUACCAGAAUCACGCCCCGUGAGUCUGGCAGAACAAGUGGAGGUGUGGGCGGUACUGUUGGGGUUACUACUGGGACUGCUGCUACUGUUACUCAUAGCGUUAUGUCUGUGGAAGUGCGGGUUUUUCAGACGGGUGUCAGUACGAGAGCAAUACGAGGCGAAAUACUACACGGCGACAAAAAUUCCGCGGGCAAAGGUUAUCGAGACGAACUUUUCACCCAGCUACUACGAGAGCAGUAUAUACGAUGCCAGCAAAUAUGAAACGAGUUUCCAGUGAGAAUUGGGACUACGAGUUCAGUUUACAUGUGGUGUCCCCCAAGGAUCCAUAAUAGGACCUUUCUACUUUCAAGGUGAAUUUCUGUGAAAAUUGCCUUCUUCUAUGCGUUUCUGUCUCAGAUCAAUUCAUAAGAUGUCGUUUUUUAGACAGCUAAUAUAUUUCAUUGGGUUGAAUUCUGACUUUUACAAAACGCAGCUGUUCGUAAUGCCACUUAAGCUUGAUCUGGUGUUUAUCAGUGGUAAGUGUAUUCAAAUUUGUACAUAUUCCCUGGACGGUGAUGUCAUACAGAGGUGACUACUGCUAAAGAUCGUUUAAAAAGACGACAACCGAAUACAAGCAGCUACAGCUAUGUAAUACUGUUUCAAUUUUUAUUAAAACAUUCUAAAGCGACAACAACAGCAAAGCUUGAACCAGCUGACUCCAAGACUUCUUGGGCACAAAAUUUUGUUUGACGUUUACAAAGGUGCAUGUGAUAUAUGCGUCGAUUACUGAAAAUUCUUUUUCAGAAUAUUAGGAAUGAUGAGAAUAAGACUCAGGAAAGGUACGCUUGAAAACUAUAUCGGAGCAUGUAAAACUACUUGAUACUUGAUAACUGACGGUGAUUUUUUAAAUGAUUUUCCUGAGUAAUCGCUUCGGAUGGACAAUCUGACGCCAUAGUCGAUGAUUAGACGAUACACUGUGUUUUGAACUAGCUAGUAUUCUGAAGUCUGAACUAUGUACAUAGAUAAUGGACGUUAUUAUGUGAUUGUUGUCUGGUAAAUUUACAUGGAUAAGUAUAUUUCGAUGUUGUAAUGAUCAAACUUUGAAUAUCACUGUCAGUGCAUAAUGUAUAUGUACACAAUAUUAUGUGAUUUUUUU
Branchiostoma floridae (Florida lancelet) is the source of this 4646-nucleotide messenger RNA. Its product is annotated as integrin alpha-6-like. Gene Ontology annotation, molecular function: integrin binding. Bases 276 to 3788 code for a protein of 1170 amino acids. The transcript is spliced from 28 exons. Gene Ontology annotation, cellular component: external side of plasma membrane; integrin complex. Gene Ontology annotation, biological process: cell adhesion mediated by integrin; integrin-mediated signaling pathway; cell-matrix adhesion. NCBI's taxonomy places the organism in Eukaryota, Metazoa, Chordata, Leptocardii, Amphioxiformes, Branchiostomatidae. The record is from RefSeq and is a predicted model, not a curated record.